Molecule: messenger RNA, 2146 nt
Organism: Sphaerulina musiva SO2202
Lineage: Eukaryota; Fungi; Ascomycota; Dothideomycetes; Mycosphaerellales; Mycosphaerellaceae
Exons: 3
Coding region: 22-2019 (665 amino acids)
Biological process (GO): cristae formation
Cellular component (GO): MICOS complex
Source: RefSeq, a predicted model, not a curated record
CACAGAUAUUGCCAGCUCAACAUGCUGCGCAUAGCUGUAGCUCGAAGCGGCAAGUGCCUAGAGCAUGGCAUACGCGCCGGAGGGGCUCGCCAAUGGCAGUCGCAGCGGCUGCAACCUCUAGCAAGAGCAUAUGCCGUUCCCGCCCCGCCGACGACUGACAAGGUCGUCCUACCCGGCAGCGACAGCAGCACGACCGCAGGAGUACCGAAGCCUCCAGUCCUCCCGUCGGCCACCACCACCUCCUCCUCCUCCAUCACGCCCGAACAGUCGCCGUUGACCCCCCCUACUCCUACUCAGGUCCAGUCCAAUCCUCCCGCGCCCUCGACCACCGUCGGCAAUCUCCCUCCCACUGGCACGGGCACCGCAAAGACAGGGCCCUCGUCAGCUCCUCCGCCCCCUCCCAAGAAGAAGGGACGCUUCCGGCGCUUUCUCUUCACCCUCAUCAUCUUGUCUGCGCUUGGUUACGGUGGAGGUAUCUAUUAUUCGCUCAUCAAUGACAACUUCCACGACUUCUUCACGGAAUACGUCCCAUAUGGCGAGGAUGCCGUGUCAUACUUCGAGGAGCGCGAGUUCCGCAAGCGCUUCCCGAGCUCCUCGUCUUCUUCCUCCAACAGCUGGCCACAGACCCGCGGCGAGAACAAGGUGACCAUUGGGCGGCAGAGUGGCAUCAGCCCGCGUGUGGCCAAGGCAGAGAACGAUGGCGGUGAUGUGGGUCUCCGAGGCAGACAUACCAGUGCUCUCGCAGAGAAUGACCCAAAACCGGCACCCAAGAUGCAGUCUGUGAAAGAGCCCACGAAGCCUUUGACAACAGAAGCCUCGCCGAAAUCCCCUGCUAAGCAAGUCGGGCAGUCUUCUGAAUCCGUUACGGCCCAGCCAGCACCCACACCCGUCCCCACGAUCGAUCACCUUAGCGCGCCGGAGGCACAUGAGCCCGCUGUGCAAGAGGCGAUUAAGCUGGUCAAUGGCAUCAUAACAGCCAUCAACAACACACCUGAUUCCUCAAAGUUUGGCUCAGUCCUCGCACAAGCCAAGAGCAAUCUCGAUAAGGUCAUAGAAGAGAUUAAGCUUGCAAAAGCCAAAGCUGCGCACGAUGCCGAGACCGAGAUCAAGAAUGCCCACCUGGAGUUCGACCAGGCAGCCAAAGAACUCGUUCGGCGGCUAGAGGGCGAAAUGCGCGAUCAGGAAACGCGAUGGCGUGAAGAAUACGAGCAGGAGCGGGAAAAGCUCAGUUCGAGCUAUCAGCACAAGCUGUCCGCGGAAUUGGACACUGCGAGGAAAGUCUACGAGCAGAAGAAACAGAACGAGCUUAUUGAGCAGGAGAUUUCUCUGCAAAAGAAGUUUAUGGAAAGUGUCCGAAGCAAGGUUGAGGAAGAGCGCGGCGGCAGGCUUUCUAAACUCGAUGAACUGUCGGGCAGUGUCGCGCAGCUCGAGAAGCUGUCAUCGCAAUGGAAUGAAGUUGUCGAUGCGACCUUACAAACACAACAUCUUCAAGUGGCCCUGGAAGCUGUGAGAGCCAAGCUGCAGGCAUCCGACACUCCCACGCCAUUCAUCGACGAGCUCGUGGCACUAAAGGAGGUCAGUAAGGACAACGAUGUUGUCAGUGCUGCUAUCGCCUCGAUACAUCCUGCUGCUUACCAGCGUGGUAUUCCAUCGCCUGCGCAUUUGAUCGAUCGAUUCCGCCGUGUAGCGUCAGAGGUCCGGAAGGCAAGCCUCUUGCCAGAGGACGCUGGAGUGGCUAGUCACGCUGCUUCUGCAGUCUUGAGCAAAUUCAUGUUCCAGAAGAAGGCUGAUCGCGGUCUGCCAGAGGGAGAUGACGUGGAGGCCACACUCGCGAGAGCAGAAGUUCUACUAGAGGAAGGCGAUCUAGAUGCAGCCGCACGCGAGGUGAAUGGACUCAAGGGCUGGGCGGGUGUAUUGAGCAGAGACUGGGUGGGAGAAUGCAGACGAGUGCUCGAAGUCCGGCAAGCAGUCGAUGUCAUAUCUGCGGAAAGCAGACUACAGAGUCUGCUUGUCGGGUGAGGCUCCAUUUUCUUCGUGUCCGCUUGUAGCAUAUCGACUCCAGACCGUGUAUAGCAGAAUAGAAGAUCUUCAGCAUAACGAAUGAAUGCAACAUGCACUUGUGAGGUUGCCUCUGUGCUUAUUACAG